Molecule: messenger RNA, 2715 nt
Organism: Mizuhopecten yessoensis (Yesso scallop)
Lineage: Eukaryota; Metazoa; Mollusca; Bivalvia; Pectinida; Pectinidae
Exons: 3
Coding region: 219-971 (250 amino acids)
Source: RefSeq, a predicted model, not a curated record
CUUUCGUUUUCUCACGCAUGCGCAGAUAAGCAUCCGCUGGUUGACAGCAACAUUCAACUCUAAUGCGUAGUUUAAAAGAAUUUCUGGGACAUUUUUUGGAACUGGGAAUUGUUGUAAAUGAAAACCUCAUCAUGAAGCAAUUCCGUCUUUGUGCUGGCAUACCUGUGAGACGGAGAUCUGUCUAGCUGAUGUCCCACGUACACGUGUGCUAAGCCAAGAUGGAUAUAAAGCAAGAGACUUCGCCUCCAUCAAUAGACUUUAGUAAUAACUUCAAUGGGGUGCCCAACACUCCACCAGUAUCUGCUGGAAAUGUGGAGGAGCGACCCCUCUUCUCUAUAGGUGUAGACCCUCCUCAAGAACCAGCUGUAGUGGAUACCAAGGGGUCUUCUGCCCCCUUUAUAACAAACUUAAAAGAUGUUGGAGGUGCACAUUUAACAGUGGAAAAGAAAGCGGGUAUGAAUAGAUCAGCCUCCUCCCCUUCUCUGUCCGAGUUCUUCAGCUUUGUUCCAGGGUCAAAGGCUAUCAGUAAUGUCAACAUACAGGUCAACGUGCCAAGGUUCUCAACAGACAAAAGUAAAGGUCAUGAUGAAGGCAGCAGUGUCGACCCAGAAGUAAAAUUACCCAGACAAGGAAUUUCAGGAACGCUGAUAACCCAAGAACCACCAGCGAAAAUGCUGAUGACCCAAGAACCACCGGUGAAACAUAUCCGGAAAGAGAUGCAAACCCUUUAUUCCAAAGGGGAGGUAAACAAGUUUGGAAGCUUGUUCAGAAAACCAGGCACAGAUCACAAGGUGUUGUCUGUCAAGAAAACUGAAUCUACUCCGCCAGAGGCACCAUUAACGCCAUUCAAGGAGGAGAUAAUCCAGACACCACAAGUUUCUCUAGUUCAAAGAGUCAACCAGUGGAUAACAACAUCUCCUGUCAAACACACAGACCGGGAAAUAAAUGCCUUUUCUCCAACUUCUUUUUAAGUUUGUUUGUUUUAAGAAUUAGCUUUGGCUGCAUUGCCCACUUGUUCUGUCACCUGAAAAACCAACAACGCCACUGAAGAAAACUAGAAAUCUUAUUCUGCCUAUCCGACAGGUUCGAUUACAAAAUAAAUGGUUUCAUGAAUCUAUCAGUUCGAAAGUACAGAACAAAUCUUUGGUUUGUUACCAUAAAUAAUUUCCCCAACUUUGUGUAUUUUCCUAAUUCUGAAACCUUCAGCCCACCCCCGAAAUAGACAAAUAUAAAAAAAAAACUGUUUGUUGUCAUAUCGUUCAAUUUCAAGCAUCACUGCCUUUGAUUAAACACCAAAAAGAUCCUGAAUAUAUGGGUGUGAUAUAUUACAGAGUAAUUAUAGUGUGUGUAUUUUCUGAGUAUGGAAAAUAACUGUCUUUAUGCUCAUUUUUGUCCAAUGAUCAUAAGUACUUGCAAAAUUGUGUUACAAAACCUCACUUAGUACAAGUCUGAGAUUGAAUAUGAUUUUAUCUUAAGCAAAUUGACUACAAGAUUGAACAUUCAAAAAAAUGAAUAAUUCCCUAUUUGUCCGUUCUAACAAAUUAAUUUUCAAAAUAAAGUGUUGACGAUUUUAGUUAUAGAGGCACAUGAUAAUGUAUUACUUAUCACAUGAAAACCUUGUGUACAAUGUAGAUUGUAAUCCUUGCUUCUGCUCAAGGUUAAAAGGAGGUUAUAAUGGAAAGUGUCGAGAACCAUGUUUGCGAGUGAUAUAUCAGACCCUUGAAUCUGUUGUUUAAUAUCGAAAUGUACCGUUUGUUUGUCUGUGUAAUUUCUCUCGUUUAUCAACUAUAUGUAGUUGGUAGUGUUAAUUGUAAAAUUUUGAAAUCUUGAUUGUGAAUGGUUACAAAAUGCCUGCGAAAUCUCUCAGCAUUACUAGUAUUCUGAAAUGAAUAAUUAUGUUUCUAUAUGUGAUGUUUUUAAUGUAAAUUACUUUUGAUAUUUUUGUUUUACAUUAUCUUUAAAGGUGCUGCAUUUCAGACCUACAUGAUGCAAGCCCUUAAGAGAUUUUUUUCCCCAUAUUGAUUGAGAGCUAUAUGUUAAUUUCGUAUACAUGUAUUAUUAUGUGGUAUGUGAAACGUUUUCUAGCCCAUCAUUGUCGGCGGUUACCGUUCUAUGAAGUCCAUGUUUAAUCCUACCAUAUUUUAUUUUAAAAAUAUAUUGACAGGUCUUUGACUUGAGAUAUUGAAAAAAGUAUUUUUUUACUGAUACAUAAAAUGCACAAUCAGAUUACUUUGCAACAAAUAAAAAUCUUCAGUGACAAAUUUCUAAUGGUGCAAUUGUUUUGAUGUCGGUGAAAACAAAGAAAUUUAUACAUGUACAUGGUUUAGUGUUGUCGUUCAGCUUUGUUUAAAAACUUUAUGCAAAAUGUUAUCAUCUUUUUAACUCAUUCACUCCUGUAUUUUGAAAAUGGACUAUGCUUUCCUUUGAUUUUGAGCAGUAUAAAUGCAUCCUUAAGUGUCAAUACAGUGUAGGCUAAAAAAAGCACAUAUUCGUUUGUUAUAGACUUUUCAACUUUAAUCCUAAAGAGACGUCUGUACUGCAUGAAAUGAUGCAGAUGCUGCCGCCUGACUCAGUGCCUAUAACUAGUGUCGUCUUAGGCCCACUGUACACAAACUACAUAUGGAGGCUCAGUAGUUCAGUGGUGGGACGCCGGGCUCGUGACCAAGGGUUGGUGAUUAGAGUCACGGCACGGCACUGUGUUGUAUCUUUGAACAA